Exaiptasia diaphana is the source of this 1974-nucleotide messenger RNA. Its product is annotated as huntingtin-interacting protein 1. The transcript has 25 exons. The coding region runs from base 103 to 1899 and encodes 598 amino acids. NCBI's taxonomy places the organism in Eukaryota, Metazoa, Cnidaria, Anthozoa, Actiniaria, Aiptasiidae. Gene Ontology annotation, cellular component: clathrin-coated vesicle; actin cortical patch. Gene Ontology annotation, biological process: actin filament organization; endocytosis; clathrin coat assembly. Gene Ontology annotation, molecular function: phosphatidylinositol-3,5-bisphosphate binding; clathrin-cargo adaptor activity; phosphatidylinositol-3,4-bisphosphate binding. The record is from RefSeq and is a predicted model, not a curated record.
GCGUCCUUUGGAUUCCACGCUGGUGAAAACUCAGUUUGAGCCAAUCUUAUUUCGGCAUGAAUGACUAAAUUUGACUCAUUUUAAACUGGACACACCAAAAAAAUGGCUUCACAGCUACCUUCUCUGGGCUCUUUCAAGAAACCUGGACCAGCAACAGAGAGAGAAAAGUUAGAAAAAGAUCAAGCAGAAGCCAUUGCAAAAGCCUGCAACCCUGUGGAAACACCAGUGAAAGAGAAACAUGUCAGAAGUGCUAUUAUUGGGACAUGGCAAGACCACGGUGCAUCUAUCUUCUGGACAUGCCUYGGUAAAAUGCCGCUACCAUCUCAAGUGAUCAUGUGUUGGAAAGCCAUGUUUGUUGURCAUAAACUCUUGAGAGAAGGUCAUCCUAAGGCUCUAGAGGAUUCAUUCAAAUAUARAAUACUUUUACAAGACAUGCACAAGUUUUGGGAGUUAUCACCCAAGGGUGGUUAUGGAAUACUAAUAGCAACCUACCUUAAAGUGUUACUUGCUAAACUGGACUUUCAUAAAAAGAAUUCAUUCAUUCCUGGAAAYCUAAUGAUAAGUAAAGAUGGAAGGAUACAGUAUGCAAGCACUGAUGUAAAUGACUAUUUUCAGCUCUCUGUUGAGGUGUUUGAUUAUUUGGAUACACUAAUUGCAUUAGAGAAAAAAAUAUUUGCUACUCUGGAUCGUUACCACUCCAAUUCUCAGAUUUCCGCUGUACAGUGUAGAAUAUGCCCUUUUCCAGUUAUUGUACAGGAAUGCUCUGGGCUGUAUUCUAUUUCUGUUGAUCUGAUGUAUAGAUUACAUUCAAGUCUACCUGCAGACACCCUUGAAGGACAUAGGAUAAGAUUUUAUCAACAUUUUAAAGAUUUAAGAAGUUUUUACUUUGAUGCUGGUAACAUGGCUUAUGUUAAAGCGUUAGUUGUAGUCCCUACAUUACCAGAGAGCCCCCCAUCAUUUAUUCCUACUGGUGGACAAGUUGCUCUCAAGAGAUCAACAAGUUAUGAAGAGAAAAAACCUGAAAAAAUACCAGAUCCUAAACGCCAGAGCUUAAUGGAACCUCUGAAAGUUGCAUUGACAGAAUCUGCACCAGAAGAUGAUUUAUUUGGUCUCUCUUUACAAGAUGGACCAACCCCACCAACACGAAAUGAGAGUUUACAUGAUAGUAGAGAUACCCUAAUAGCCCAACUUAGAGAAGAAAUAUUGCAAUUAAAACAAGAACUCUACACUCAAAAGUCAUAUGCUGAAACAAUGGAAGAUUCUCUGCGGCAAGAAAUAGCUAGGCUUGAAGAUGAACUUGCAGAACAAAAAAGCAUUAAUGAAAUGAUGACAGAGGAAAAUGCAACUUUAAAGAARGAGCUGGAAGAAAAGGAAGAAGGAAAGAAAGUUGCAAGUGAUGACAAGUUUACAAAGCUUAAAGGAAUGUAUGGCAAGUUACGAGAGGAGCAYAUUCAAUUACUAAGAGGGAAUGCUGAAGUCAAACAAAAGCUUAAUGCWUUAGAGAAAGCAAGAAAAGGACUAUCAGAUGAGACUGAUGAGUUAAAGCAGGAGCUACAAAACAAGGAAAACCAACUAGAGGUUCUUCAGAAUGAGUUCACACAAGAAAAACAGGCUAAACAGUUAGCAGAAUCUACUGUUGAAAAUUUAACAAAAGAAUAUGGUGACAAGGCUGUUGAUUUUUCUACACAAUUACAAGCAGCUGCUAAAGCAACAGAUGACAUGGAAACGGCUAAAAAGGAAAAGGAAAUGAAGAUUAAAGAACUGGAAAACUUGAUUUCAUCUGGAAAACAAGAAAUAUCWGAAACAUAUCUUCAAAGACAACAGGAGGAAGAAAGACGGAAAAACGCUGAAGAAACUAUCGAAAAGGAAAGAAAAGAACAUGAAAMYAUGGUAAGAUAGGAAAUGGAYGGAAGGAUGUACAAAUGGUCACUYRAUAGUUCAUAGUGUUUUCACUGAUAGGCUGACUUUUAUUGU